This is a messenger RNA of Myotis davidii, 1349 nucleotides long. RefSeq names its product sialic acid-binding Ig-like lectin 5. Gene Ontology annotation, molecular function: sialic acid binding. Lineage: Eukaryota; Metazoa; Chordata; Mammalia; Chiroptera; Vespertilionidae. The transcript is spliced from 6 exons. The annotation marks the transcript as partial. The record is from RefSeq and is a predicted model, not a curated record. Gene Ontology annotation, biological process: cell adhesion. Gene Ontology annotation, cellular component: plasma membrane.
CAACCUCUACACCUACUGGUACCGGGACGGGGACAACCCAGACUAUGCUGCUCCAGUGGCCUCGAGCAACCGGAAUAAACAAGUGAAGAAAGAAACCCAAGGCCGAUUCCUCCUCGCGGACCCCACGACCAACAACUGUUCCCUGAGCAUCAGAGACGCCAGAAGGAGUGACACAGGACGCUACUUCUUCCGAUUGGAGAUAGAAUAUCCUGAAUAUAAUAAUUACCUAGGAUACAUCCAAAGAUAUAAGUUCCAAGUAUAUAGUUACCGAGAGAAGAUGCUGGAUUUGCAGGUGACAGAGAAACCCCAUAUCCGGAUGAGAGAACUGUUGGAGUCCGGUCACCCCACAGAGCUGGCCUGCAGCCUGCCAGGGGCCUGCGAAGGGGGACGACCUCUCACCUUCUCCUGGGCGGGAGCCGCUGUGGACUCGCUGGACCCCCAGACCCUCCGCUCCUCGGUGCUCACCUUCACCCCGAGGCCCCGGGACCAUGGCACCAGCCUCACCUGUCAGGUGAAACGGGAAGGGUCCCGGUGGAGCACACAGAGAACCAUCCAGCUCAAUGUCUCCUAUGCCCCAGAGAACCUCACCAUAGGUGUCUCCUUCAGAAAUGACACAGCCUUUAAGAAUCUGCAAAACACAUCCCUUUCCAUCCUGGAGGGAGAAGCCCUGAGGCUGCGCUGUGAGGCUGACAGCAACCCCCCUGCCGAGCUGACCAUUCUGGUGCUGACUUCUCCCCUUAGAGUGAAAGCCCGCAGGAGGCAAGCAGCCGGGAGACCAAAGGUCAGGAAUGAUGAAGAGCCUGUCAUGGGCACAGUCACCCGGGGUUCCCAGGAAAAGCUAGGGCCAGACAGGCCUCCAGACCAAGCGCCCCCCGCCAAGGAUGCCCCUCCCUCUGGGGAGCAACAAGAGCUCUACUACGCCAACCUCAGCUUUUAUGAGAUGAAGACACGGGAGUCUCAGAACCUCGAGGCCACCGGCAGCCCUGAGUACUCAGAGAUCAAGCGUGCAGGCAAAUGAGGACUCGCUCAGAGCAGUUUAAUUGACUUUUCAGGAGCAACCAUGGAAAGCAGAAGAAAGCAGAUACGAUCUUUAAAUGUCACUUUAUAAUUUAUACUCAGCAGAGAGAAUUCAAAAAUGAGGAAGUAAUACAGAUGUUUUGGAACAAAUAAAUGGGGAAAUUAUUGCCUGAAGAAUAAAAAUACAGAUUUAAAUUCCUGACAGUAGUAAUGGCUAAACCCAAAGUACCUGUGGUGGGGUAAAUGGAUUUUACAUUUCCUAAUAUGUACAUACUAGAGGCCCAUUGCAUGAAGUGAUUGAUGCAAUAGGCCUCCCUUCCCCUGGCUUCUGG